Molecule: messenger RNA, 1608 nt
Organism: Mixia osmundae IAM 14324
Lineage: Eukaryota; Fungi; Basidiomycota; Mixiomycetes; Mixiales; Mixiaceae
Exons: 3
Coding region: 66-1550 (494 amino acids)
Biological process (GO): small GTPase-mediated signal transduction
Molecular function (GO): GTP binding; GTPase activity
Source: RefSeq, a predicted model, not a curated record
CAGACGAUCUACUUCGGCUGCUUUGGAACGCGCAUAGGCGCCAAUCAUCAACGCCGCAUACGAGUAUGGCCUCAUAUGACUAUCUCGGUGCAUACUUCAAUGAUAGUCCAGCACUGGACGGAGGGGCGUCCACCUUUUCACGGUCCAUUGGACCGUCAACAAACCGAUAUCUCGCCGAGUCAACAAACCUGACGCAUUCCAGGCGAGAGGAGCCAGUGAUCCACAAAGUGCAACAGUCUGAGCCAAGACGAUCCGCAUACUAUGGCUCGCAUGUCCGUCCGCCAUCUAGCAUCAUUGCCGACGUGCACGAAAGCGGAGUCUUGGGUCAGACUAUCGGGCCAGCCGUUCCUUUUAAGGAUGUCAGCAAUAAGCAGUCUCGCGAUCAGCUCACCGUGCAGAUUUCCAAGCCCGAACGAUGUUCCAGACGGAUUGUGACGCCUACACAGCAAGAGCAACGCGAACGCCGGGAGAGGCUGCGACCGCAGCUUGAGCAGAAUCACUUUGUUGCACCUCUUAGCACAUCUCGCGAGCCUGGCAGGGAUUCAGCCCCGGGACGUGUGCAGGCCAUGCAGCCCUUACAAUCUGAACGCUUCUCGCAGGCAGCAAAGGAGGCAGAAAGCGAUCACAGGCAUGCAGCGCAACGGGAACGGAUACACGAAAGGCCUCCUCCCCAGCAAGUCGAGCGCAAACAACGACCGUACUCUGAGCAUCUUCCACUACCAUCCGACCGUCUAGCAGAACGUCGACAGUCGGCUCCCGACUGGCCGCAGGCGACGUUGCAAGCUCCGCCACUCGAAGAGGAUACACGCAGGCGCUCGCACGAUGGUCGAUCUCGCGAACGUCGACGUGACCCGGAAGCAGUUCGACCCAAGGAGCAAGUCCGUCCUCAGCCUGCAUCUCAGCCAAUCGUACAGUCCCGUCAAGAGCUCGUGCGACCGCCUUUGAGUAGCAUCGUCAUGUCUCGCAAAGUCGUCGUCGUGGGUGAUGGAGCGUGCGGAAAGACCUGUCUGCUCAUCGUUUAUACAGAGAACCGUUUCCCAGAGGCAUAUGUGCCGACGAUCUUUGAAAAUUAUGCCACGUUUGUACCAGACCCUUCCUCCUCUGCCGACUCUGAGAGACUUAUCGAGCUCAUGCUGUGGGAUACUGCCGGUCAAGAAGAGUAUGAUCGAUUGCGACCCCUAUCGUAUCCUGAAGCCUCAAUUAUCCUCGUCUGUUUCGCCGUCGAUUAUCCUGCUUCGCUGGCCAAUAUAGAGGACAAGUGGUCGCCGGAAGUUUCGCACUUCUGUCCAGAUGUGCCGCUCAUCAUCGUGGCGAACAAGAUCGAUCUGCGUAAAGAUUCACAGACGAUCGCGAUGCUGAAAGCGCAAGGCACGGCACCCAUCACGACAGAGCAAGGCAUUGCAGUUGCCAAGCGACUCGGAGCACGCUAUGCAGAAUGUUCAGCACGCACAGGUCAAGGCGUUAGGGAAGUCUUCGAUCUCGCGCUCAGAGAAGCUAUCAAGACGCGCUCUUGGGCAGGCAAGCGCAGACGCAAAUGUGGGAUCCUAUGAUGGCCCGACGCGAAACUGAUGACCAUGUUGUUUAUUGCACACUAUUGUCACAACGUCA